AUGCGACUGAUUGACACGAACACGGGCGAGCUCAAAGAGUACACGGGCUCUCAAAUACCACCUUACGUCGCUCUCUCCCACCGCUGGACUGACGAUGAAAUCACUUUCAAAGACUACAUCAAGGAACGUAGAAGAGAGUCUCUGGGCUGGAGGAAAGUCGUCCUCUUUCGCAAAGUUGCCCGAUUGCGUGGCGUCCACCAUGUCUGGAUCGACACAGUCUGCAUUGACAAGAGGAGCAGCAGCGAGCUCAGUGAGGCGAUUAACUCGAUGUACCAAUGGUACGCAAACGCCAUCGAGUGCUAUGCAUAUCUCUCAGAUGUGGAUGACGCCCUGGAUGAAACAUUUGAACAGCUACGCUCUUCGGUGUGGUUUACACGUGGCUGGACGUUGCAAGAACUAGUCGCACCCAAAAGCGUCAGUUUCUACACCAGCAACUGGAUCGCGAUGGGAUGGUGCGGUCACGAAACCGGAUACGAAAACACCAUGACCACCUUGGGCAGGCUACUUGAGCGGAAUAUAACCAAAGUGAUUUCGAAAAUCACGUCAAUCCCGGUCGAAGUCUUCGAGCACAACGUCGUGAUCUCUUCGCGACGCACUGCCGAAAAGAUGAGCUGGUUGCGGAAUCGAACAACCACUCGCGAAGAAGACAUGGCGUACUGCGCCUUAGGCCUCUUCGGCAUCAACAUGCCCUUGUUAUACGGCGAAGGCUCGCGCGCCUGGAACCGUCUCCAAGAGGAGAUCAUCCGCACGAGCAAUGACGAAAGCAUCUUCGCCUGGAGCGGC
Molecule: messenger RNA, 783 nt
Organism: Zasmidium cellare ATCC 36951
Lineage: Eukaryota; Fungi; Ascomycota; Dothideomycetes; Mycosphaerellales; Mycosphaerellaceae
Exons: 1
Source: RefSeq, a predicted model, not a curated record